AAAAGAUAUUCUAUCAAUUUAAGUGGAGAGGAGUGGAGUGUAUCCACAGGAACAAUACCUAAGAGGAGAUGACAUGGGUCUGGUUGAGUAAUAAUAUGUGUGAUGUCCUAUAUAAAAUGGAGAAUUUCAGACCAAAAAGACUGGAUAUUCAGACACCUACAAAAUAUAUGUGAUUAAGACACGUUUUUUUCUGAACCAUUAUUAUUUAUAUUUCGUUUGAAGUUUUGGGGGAUCUGCUUUUGCAGAAGAAGCUGUGUUGUGGUUUUGUCAAGGUGAACUGGGUUAAGUGAGGACAGGUCUGACAAAAUUGAGCAAGGAAAAACAGAAACAGAAACAGGUCCUAGUUAUUUUGUUUGCUUUCUCCUGUGGUGUGAGAGUCUUGCUAUAUUCACACUCACUCCUCUGUCUCGCUCUGCAGGUUUUCAGUGGCCUCAUCAAAUGUGCUAAAUUCCGUUUCCUGUGUUUCAUAACAAUGAGAGCCAAGGCCUAAUGCAGGGCCUUCCUGCCCUCGAACAAAACACUUUUUAUGUCCCCCUGGUAUGACAAUGGGAAUGUUUCGUUUUUCCUACCAAACAUGGGAACCUGUAGAAGAGCCUUUGUUUCCUGGAAUGUGGCCAUUAGGAAAGAGAUGGAGGGAACACAGGAUAUGUGCCCUGCCCUGGGCAAUGCGUUUCAAUGGGGUGGCUGGGGCCAGAGGAGUUGUACGCAGGGAUUUUCUCUGCUAUCUGCAUCACCACUUCCCCUAUUAAAGUGGAUUCUAUGCCAGAGUGGGAUUCCCCACUCGUUUUUUCCGUUACACCUGCACUUGUUUUUUUCUGUUGACAGCAUCAGUCUUACUUGACCCUCAUUGUCGAAUACCGCUCAUAUGCCAGAAUGUAGCUACUGUGUCACUCGACAGUAUGGGAAUCCCACAGCCCUGCAGCCCUGGGUUCAAAUAGUGUUUGUGUUCAUUCAAAUACAAAUACUUGAAGGACAUAUGUGUUACUUUUCAACCUCAUAUUCAUUAACUCCAGCACCAUACCAGUGUCUGGGAAAAUGGCAUGUUUCUAUGUUCAGUGAUUACAAAGAUAAGAUGAAAGGUCCUAAUGAAGGCUUCUCUGUGACAUCACAGUGUAGCGUUAAAAGUUUGUUUUUUUUACGUUGAUUUUUCAAACCUGCAACAAGUUUCUAGCCAGAGGGAAGAUGUUUUCUUGCUCCCCACGUCACCGCGAAUCUCAGUGUUUUUCAAAAUUGUAACUUUUGAUGACGUCAUGGGAUAGAACGUUUUAAAUGUUAGAUUUUUUCUACUAAAUGUAGAAAUGCAUCGUUUUCACACAUGUAGACACUGGUACUGUGAAAAUGGAGAUAAUGAAAAUUAGGUUAAAAAGUGGUUGCCCUUUAAGCUGCACUUGAUUGAGCUUUCAAGGCAAAAGGGGACUGAUGUGGAGAAUUUAAAUUGCAUACUCCUCUCUCUGCCUCCUUCUCAAAACCCAUUUGAGGAGAAGGUUAGGGUGGAGGGAAAUCUGGCUUCCCAUCUAAUGGGUUUUAAGAAGGAGGCAAGGAGAGAGGACAUGAGGAAUAUGCAAUUGAGAUUCUCCCAUGGAAUAGUCCCAAAAGUGCAAACCACACCAAUCUGGCGCUAAAGAAAGGCUCAAUCAAAUGCUCAACCUAUUUGAAAGAAAUCAAAUACUAUUUGAAGCCACUCCACACUUAGCUUACUUAUUAUGGAUUUAUCAGCAAUGAUCUUUUCUUGUAGUUUCUCAAUAGCAUUAGGGACAUAUGAUAGUAAGCUGUCAGUGCACUGAAAUUCCUACAGAGUUGUUUCGUAAUAUAACCAUGGUUUCUCAGUAUGGUAAUGUAGCAAUGGUGCAAUUUCUUCCUCUCCUACUCCACUCACUCAAUCCCCCCUUGAUUCACUUUCUCUUCCUCCUCGAGAGGAGAGCUGAUGUCACAGGGAGGUGGCGGUCUGCCCAUGUCUAUAAGUACAGGCACCACAGAGGGAAUCUCUAUAUGAAGUGGAGCUAACCCAGCUGAGCAGUGCUGACCCAUGCUGAGAAAAGACACUGCAGGAGAACAAAGAAACACUAUCGACUGGUGUACCUUUUUAGUGCGCUCAAACAGAUGAAGGAAUAAGUGAACUGACAGACAGACUUCUCUCCUCUGGACUCAGGUGCAGGUUCUGGACAGUAUAUCAUCACAGACACUAGGUAUCUAGUCUAGAAUUAACAACCUGUAGGACGGAAUCUUUAUCUCUAAUUUAAAUUGUGUAAUCUACACCUUCGGGAUGUUUUCUCUGGUUAGUUUGAGACGGACCGUCUCCACACUGUUCGUUCUCCUCUCCAGUGCUGCUGUCAUGGUGGAGAGUGACUGUCCUACCCAGUGCUCCUGUGGCCCCUCACCGCCAUCGUGCCCAGCGGGCAUUAGUUGGGUGACAGAUGCCUGUGGCUGCUGUAAGGUGUGUGCCAGGCAGUUCAACCAGGACUGCAGCCCCAGCCAGCCCUGUGACCACAUCAAGGGCCUGCACUGCCACCUGGGGGCUGGGGGACACCCAGAGAGAGGCCUGUGCCGAGCGGAGGCCCAGGGCCGGCCCUGUGAGUUCAACGGGCGUGUCUACCAGCAUGGAGAGGACUUCCAGCCCAGCUGCCAGCACCAGUGCAGCUGCAUGGAUGGGGUGGUGGGCUGCAUGCCACUCUGUCCCCAGCAUGUACCCUUGCCCGACUGGCGCUGCUCCCAGCCAAGGCUGGCACGGCCCUGGGGCCGCUGCUGUGAGGAGUGGGUCUGUGAUGACAAAAAUAACAUCAGUGAGGACCCAGAGGAACCUCCACAGGCAGCCCUACCUGACCCACAACCCCUCCCAAACCACAUCAACAACCAGCUCCAGGCCCAAGCCCUGGCCCAGCCACACUAUCAGGCCAGCACUGGAGUCACCUUUAGAGAGUUGGUGUCCCUCCCCAGGUCCCAGGUGUUGCUAAGCGCCAGAUGCCUCCCUCAGACCACUGAUUGGACGGAAUGUUCCACCACGUGCGGGAUGGGCAUCUCAAGCCGGGUGACCAAUAACAACGCAGAGUGUCGGCUGGUCAGAGAGACACGACUCUGUCAGAUCCGCCAAUGUGACCUGCCGCUUACCCCAGCAAUCAAGAGGGUAAAGAAGUGCCAGCGUACAGUGCGGCCCCAGGAGCCAAUCAGGAUCAACUUUGCUGGCUGCUCCACAACACGCCGCCAUCGACCUCACACCUGUGGCUUCUGUGCGGAUGGGCGAUGCUGCACCCCUUCACUGACCCGCACCGUCCGCCUGCGCUUCCAAUGUCCUGACGGAGAGGGCUUCACACGCAACGUCAUGUGGAUCCAGAGCUGCAGCUGCAAGAAGAGCUGCCACAAUCACAGUUCCCCCUCAAGGCCCUCUGUCAGCCUGCACAAUGACAUCCACAACUUCAGGCACUGAGGCAGGCUUAGGAGGAUGCCCAACCCUAGCCUCAACACACUAGACAGGGCUACUGCAUGCUAACCUCUCCCCAUCUUCCACCCACCCUCUGCCCAGGGAUAGCCCUGCCUUUCAGUCCCUUCCUGGACACCAGCCUCUCCCUCCUGCACCAGCGCCAGACUAUGGGAGAGAGAGCCUCGGCUAGGUGGCCAUUCCAUCCAACCAGGCAGAACUAUCGCUUGCACUUUAAGCUUCCUGACACGUUGCCACAAGUUAUCUGAUAUGAGAGAUGUGGAGCAACUGCUCUCCACAUCCAGGUCCAGUGUCCCUUCCCUGUUGAUGACACAGUCACAAAACUGUUCUGGUGGAGGGGGAGGGACAGCACUGAGCACAACAGACUAUGGAUGGCCUGAUGUGACUUUCUUGAUGUAAUUUUGAACUUGUAAAUGAAUCAGUUUGGUUGUCUGCUUUUCCCCCUCAUUAUUUAUAAUUUGUAUUUGUUAACAUUGUCAAGUUCCUCUAUAACCACAGAGGAACAAGGGAAAAGGAAUGUAUAUGUAUGUAUGUGAAAGACAUACAUCACUUUUUGUCAUAAUAGAGAUGUGUAAAUUAGUGAGGCAAUCUCAUACAUUCAUGGGCAAUCUCAUACAUUCAUGAAGUGUUUUGUCUGAUACAUCGAUGGUAGAAAGAGGACAGGAUAUCAUUCUACAAAUUCAUCAAUGAUUGUAAUUAACUGUAUAUUACAUUGUGUAAAGGUCAGUGUUUAUGUGUGUGAGAGAAAAUGAAAGGGCGAGAAACAGAGUGUUUACAUAUGUGUAUUUGUGUCAUAUGACAGAGUAUAGUGUACAGACUUCACUCUUAGUGGAGUGGCAAUUGAUGGAGAUCACCUCAUUUUCCGGGGUGUGUUUUUAUUGCCUCAUAGUAUAGAGACUUGUACUGGAGGGAAGAUUGUAUUUGAUAUAUUUAAGAUUUCUAUAAUGUUUGAAUUCUUAUCAAUAAUACUCUGAAAAAUGUAAUAAAAACAUUCAACAUGU
Oncorhynchus kisutch (coho salmon) is the source of this 4434-nucleotide messenger RNA. It is a transcript of the gene ccn1l2, whose product is annotated as cellular communication network factor 1, like 2. The record is from RefSeq and is a predicted model, not a curated record. Gene Ontology annotation, molecular function: integrin binding; heparin binding. Bases 2264 to 3421 code for a protein of 385 amino acids. Lineage: Eukaryota; Metazoa; Chordata; Actinopteri; Salmoniformes; Salmonidae. Gene Ontology annotation, cellular component: extracellular region. Gene Ontology annotation, biological process: cell adhesion; positive regulation of cell differentiation; signal transduction. The transcript is spliced from 5 exons.